AUGGUUAGUGCCACUGUAAGCUUACUUGGACUUACAGUCUUUAUUUCUUGCCUUGGACUUAUGGGUAAUGUAUUUUUAAUCGUCUCCAUCCUACAAACCAAGUUCUCUCGAGUUAAAUCCUUUGAGUUGUUUCUUUUGGGACUUGCUUCUGCCAACUUUGAGGAAAUUGUCAUCGUGAAUAUCUACGACAUUAUAAUUCAUCAGACCUUCAUCACCACAACAACUUUCGGUGGCAAUUUGCUGUGUCGCUUCUUGAAGUUUCUCACUGUGUUUGGGGAAAUUUCCAGCAUCCUCUUUACCAUCCUCAUCAGCAUCUAUCGCUACCAGAAGCUGAGAAACGCCACCAAAAGAGUCAACCUGAUGACCUUCUUGGACAGCAUCAGGUCAGCCUGGAUGGUCAGCGGGGUCUGUGUGCUGCUCGCGAUACUUCUGAGUGUCCCCAACUUUAUCAUCAGUCCUCAGGGCCCUGCAGAAAAUAUCACAAAGAACAGCAAUACUUGCCCUCCAGACUUCUUCCAGUGUAAUCACAAUGACUGUCCCAUCCUUAAUAAAAUCUACAAAUACAUCUUCAUUGUAAUGUGCAAUUUGCUGCCUCUCAUUAUCGUCACGGUAACCGGCAUCCUCAUCAUCAUGGUGCUGCUGAGACAGAGGUGGACGGUGCAGCCGACGGAGAGCAUGAGCGGGUCGAGUCAGUUCAGGAAGAGUACGCAGUUGAAGUUUCAGAAAAGCACUGUAACUGUACUUGCAGCCAUGACUCUGUUUCAGGUGGAUUGGACUCUCUACCUGAUCUUUCACUUGACUUUUAGCCCCAAUGACUUCCCUUUUUGGGCUGAUGUGGAGUUUUUUAUUUCUACUUCCUAUACAUCAAUCAGUCCGUAUGUGUAUGGUAUAGGGUCUAAUCUGUUUUCUCUCAAGAACUUGUCAAAAAAGUGAAUAACAUUUUCAUCCUGAUCUGGUUGUCUUUCAGAAAAUAUCCUGUUUUGUUAAUUAUAAACAGUUAUCAAUCAAUAGACUUUAUUUAUAUUCCAGUGCUUUAAACUAAUGUUAAUACCAGGUCUUUGUACCAAUCACCCAGCUGUGUAAGUCAUUGAUACUGAAUGGUAUAACAAUCAAUAGUAAUUCUAGUUCCAAGAGGUAUAACCAGUCACACCUAGCACAUUGAUAAAUUUUAUGAUUUCACCUCCUGCCGGCAAAUGUACAAAAACAAAACAAAAAAAACAUUACUUCUGUAAGGGAGGUGUUCAAUGUUAAAGAUAUUUUAGUAGCUAUUGAUCAAGUUUUAUUUGGAGGGCAAAACAUUUUAGAUUUGGGACUGAUGGCUGAUCAGUCAACAGCAGAGAAACAUACAACUGUGAGGGAUGUUAAAACACAGAAGGAGCUGAGUGGAGGAGCUACAGACCAAAUUAAGAACAAAAAACCCUGAAGCAACCAAAACUGCAACACAGUAUGGGCUUUGGCAGUGUUACAGGACUGGUUCAAUGCCAGAAGAAAAUGCCAACAGACAAGUUACAAGGAAGAGAACCUUCUACAGGUAUUGUUGUUAUUCUCUUAAAGGUUGCCAACAGAAGAACAACUCUGAUGUUUUGACUUUACUGUAGAGAAAAUGUUACAUUCUGUGUGAUUUAUAAAAGAAAACCAGGCUGAUGUGGAGGUUUUAACAUGUUUAUAAAUGUUUAAUCUAAUGUUAGUUCAAACUACAAGAACAAUGUUGCUGUAAAUGCUUCCAGUCUUCACAUCUAAAGCACUAUACAAGUUCAAUAAAUUAGUUUUAAAGCUCCUGUGAGGGAUUUUUUACAUGCUGAAAUUCAAAUCCAUGCCUUUUUCUCAUAUACAAAAACAAACAAAAGCAUCAGCAGCAAGAUUGAUGAGUUUUAUGUUGUAAUUUUUGAUGCCUUAAACUGGUGUGAGGGGGUAGGUGUCAGCCGAACAGCUGAAGAAGCACCCCUGUUUUUGAAAUUCCCAUGUAAUACUUACAGUAAAUAAAUAUAUUUGACUUUCAAAGUCAGAAAGUAGAAUUUUUUUCUCAGAAGAUACAGUUUUAGUAUGUAGAGGUGCCAUUUUGACACAAACUGAAAGUUACUCACAGGAGCUUUAAUGGUGAGGCGUAUUUAGCGGCAUUAAGCUGUACAAACUUCAUCAGACUGCAUCUCUUUGUUGUGAUUUUAGACCUGUUAAGUCUAGUGUGAAACUAAACAGUCACUCAGUUUGUAUCACAUUUGACCUUCAACAGCACAGAGGAAGUGGCUUUUUAUGUUCAGAAAACUAAAUAUUUUCUCUCUGAGGCUCUCUCUUACAGUCUGGCAGUAGGAGGAGGGCAAUCAAACCUUAUGCAGAGCAGUGUAACCCAAAAUAAACCAAAGAACUAAGAAGUCUCUGCUGUUCUCUGACAAAGACAAACUCACACAUUGCCUUGUUUUUCUUCUUAAUGGAAUUCUACAUUAAACAACUGUGCAAGCAUAUGGUUAUACAUAUGCAUACUUUUGUACAGUCACCUUACAAAUACACUUGACCUGUGUCCAAUGAAACAAGAGGAAAUUCUGUCCUCUGUGUCAUCUGGAGAUAAAGAACAAACAGCGAUAAGAUUCAGACACCUUUCUCUGUUCUCUGCUCCUCUACUGAUUUAAUGUAAACAGCUGUUUGAGGGUGAAACGUGUAGAUGUAGUCAAUUGGGACUGAAAUGGUAAAUUAUUCACAAACCACCUCUUGAUGUGAAAAAUGUCCAGGUUGAAUGAAAAGGCAUGAUCCUAUUCAACAGCCAUGUUAGGAGGACAUUUUCUAUAACUCAAAAUUAAAAAUCUUAAUGCAGUUUUUACAUUUGCAAAGUGUGGUCUGAGGUUAGGCUAUAAGGACAACACUUAAAAUGGCUCUUUGCUCCAGUUGAAAACUGAUGUAUGACAUUUGCCACACACAGAGGAUGUGACUAUCUAUGAAAGGUAAGUUGAAAUGAAAUCUCAUCUAAUACAAGUUUAAAUUUACCCAUACAUUUUAAACAGCUAUUUGAAAAACACCUUGUGAAUUUCUAACAUGUGUAAAUUACUUAAAGCUCCACGGUAACAUAUUGAAAAGCUUCAGAGGGUAAAUAAUUCAACAAGGGAGCUCUGAUAAACAGUGUUCCCGCCACGGCUACAGCGUGCAGACCUGGUGAUUACUCUCCUCUGUUGUGACAUCUUGAUUUGCACCCUGAACAAAAUCCAAGCAAAAUAUGAAUCACUUUCAAACUUCGUAUCAUGUCCAGGGCCCAAAUUUAAAAGCAGUCCUUUAUUAAGUCUAGUUUUUGAGUGGUGAUGAUGGACUAAAUAUCAUGCCCGUCGGUGGCAAUUUUAAACUUGGUUUGACAGCUGUGACACAACUCACAGAGGCAAUACAAAGCCUGUGCUUUAGUCUUUCUCCGUGCUGUCACUGCAAAUUUUAUGUCACUGACAACACAAUUUGAUAACUGUCAGGGAACUUUACAUUGUUUCAUAUAUUAAAAAAACACAAGAUGGGUCUUUUCCACUUCUUGAAUAUUUUAAACUUUUUUUUUGCUGUAUCCUUAAUUCAGCCAAAAAAUGAAAAACAGAGAAAGAGGGGAGUUACAUGAUGGGAUCAACAAUCUAAAAGACCAAUGACUGAGAAAUUAGUAUUUAAAAAAAAAUUAUAAUAAAUAAAUUAAAGGAAAAAUUAUUAGGGUUUUCACUGUUCACAGAUUUUGGCUCUAUACUACCUCUAUAAUGUUAAUUUGAUCAUGUUCCAUUUCUUAAGCUGCUUUUUGAAUAUUUCACACCAAGCAUGUUUAAAUUAUGCCUUAUUUUUCGGUCUCUGGAAAUAUUUUUUGCUCCUGAAGAAAAUGACAGCUGGAACUGCAAUGUACUGGAAUAAAGUGAAAUGAAAAGAGAAGUCACUGCCAAGUGUUGCCUCAAACAAAGUGAUACUGCACUGCAUCCAAAUAGACCCGUGGUGAUAAAUAGAACAUCUUCCAGACUCUGCUUCAAAUACCCGAAGAUCGUGCAUAAAAAAUAAAAUUAAUGUGCCAAAAUUUGACAAACUGCGCGGGAGGAUUUCCUCCGCAGAAACGGUUGCAGCCUAUCGCCGUGGGUCCUCCACGUGGAGCACAAAGGACGAGGAUGUUCAUGUGGGUUUCGUUCCCACUUCCUUGUUAUCGUGAGACUCCGCCCUGCUGGUCUAAAACAGAUUGUAUUAUUAUUUUUUGUUUGUAUUGUUUGUGCCCGAGUAAUUCCUAACAGUACAGGGUAAGUACCAGGGUUUAAAUUCAACUUUAUGAUUUUUGUAAGAGGUCACAUGAUUUUAUGAUGUUUAAUUUCAGUCCCACAUCCAGAAUGCUCAAACCUCUCACACAACAUCUUAUUAUUUUCGAGUCAAAUUUAAGAAUUUGAACCAAGCACACGGACGUUUUAAACACAUUUAUGAUGCAUUCUCACUAUAUUUUAUUCUUUAAUAUUUGAGUUUGCCACCUCUGUCAAACUUGUUUGAUACUUCACUUACACCUUACCUUACUGAAGACAUUUAUGAACCUCAAGUUGGCACAAAUAAAUUGCAGAUAGGGUCUAAAUUAUUCAAUUAGUAUAAAAUUAUGUGACAGUAUAAGACCUCAAUUGUCAUUCACAGUGCUGUAGCUUAUUUUAAAGGGGUUCUUGAAACUGGCAUGAUGUAUAAAUCUGACGUUAUGAAGGUUGGUGGAGUCUCACUGCCACCCACAGCAAUUGAUAACAAUAACACUUAAGUUCUGCUAAGACUUGGUUGUAGGUUACUAUAUUAACACUUAUAUGCAAUGGUUUAAUAAUUUUAGAUCCUCGUUCAUAUCCUGGCGUCGACGCGAGGCAAAGAAACUACUACACGGUUGGCUGUUCGUGUUAAAUAAUUUGGGCUUCACAAUAUUAGCGACAAACUCCGACCAAUAACAACGCAACGAACAAAGGUAAGUGCAGUAAUGUAAAACUAUUGCGUCUCUUUAUUUCUUUAACCGCAAUUACGCUUUGUUUGGAUAAUAUUGACUCUUGAGACGCGAAGUCUCGCUGCCAUCUUAGAGACAAAGCAGUUAACCGUGUCUUGCGGUAUGCCUCAAGUUCUGAAAGAAUGAACGGAGAUAUUAACGCCGAAAUUAAACACAUUAUUGUAUAACUGCUGAUGUGUUUCGCUCUAUUUGUCAAAUGUGACCGAAUAUUUAUUUAUUUCGUGUUUGUUUGAAAAUAUUUGAAGCCAUUUUGGAAAAAAAAAAAAAACAACUGUCCGGUAAAGUCUUCAGAGGCUGUCCACGGAUUGGCUACUGGAGCCCAACCGCCAUGGUAGAGGUGUGACGUCACAGCGCGAGAGCACGGAUGUGUGUGUGUGUGAGUGUGUGUUUGUGGGAGAAACAGGGGCUGUGAGUAGAAGAGUGUAUGAGUGUGUGUACGUGAGUGUGAAUGGAAAGGUGAAAGAAGUGAAGGAAAUACAGAAGAAGGAAGGGAAAGUCAUUCAAUUCAUGUCGUGAAAUUUCCACGCAAACUUUGCAGGGAGAGUUGUCCUUACCGGUACGCGGAGGUGGGGAACAAGCGAGAGAGGGGAGAAAAAAAAACCCGGGAUGGUGGACACCCGCGUCCCUCUCGCUGGCGGCCCGGGUAUCACGCGCCAUUGAAGGGGGUUGAUACUGUGCAUGCGCUUUGGCUUCCACUGAGGAGUGCACGCUCGGGUCGGUCGAUGCGAGCACACACACUGGCGUGGCUCUCGGCCUCCAUUUGCCAGUUUGUGUUUACGUUCGAGGGAUUCGGCGAGACCCCCCGACCCACGGCUUCGACGGCGUGCAACAGUUGGAAUCUCGCGCGGAAUAUUGAGAUUAUUUCACCAACGGUCGGCACGAGGCACAGGGAACGUCUGUUGAAAAGGUGA
Molecule: messenger RNA, 5862 nt
Organism: Xyrichtys novacula (pearly razorfish)
Lineage: Eukaryota; Metazoa; Chordata; Actinopteri; Labriformes; Labridae
Source: the annotation of a GenBank genome assembly